AUGGGCAUCAGUAGUCAGCGCAACAAUGGCUUCAGAGAAAACUGGAAAUGUGCUCUCAUCUGUUUGGGCAUGGCCUUCGCGACCGCCCAAUAUGGCUUUGACGUGUCCGCUAUAGGAACAUGCCAGACCAUGCCUGGCUUCUUGAUGACUUUCGGAUAUCGUGAUCCAGAGUUGAAAGGGGGUUGGGGCAUCUCUACGACUGACCAGCAGUUAAUUGCAUCAUUCCUGAACGUGGGAACUAUAAUCGGCGUUUUCUUCAUUACGCCGUUUGGUCGCUAUUUUGGUCGCAGACAUGGGAUAUGGAUGGGCGCCAUUAUCGCUUUCGCCGGAUGUGCUACUCAGAUAGUGGCUACCUCAAUUGCCACCUUGUGUGUUGGGAGGGCGUUGAUGGGAGCUUCAAAUGCUUUCUUCAUCACCUUUUCAAAUGCGUAUAUCGUCGAGUGCGCGCCUCCACGGCUACGUGCAGUUUGCUCCGCUAUGUUCGCCGUCACUAUCAACAUUGGAACUAUCCUUGGGGCUAUCGUCGACGAAAGGACAUCUCAUAUUAUGGGCAAGCUUUCUUACCAGAUCCCCCUCGCUUGUCUAUUCAUAUUUCCUACAUUGUUGAGUAUUUUCAUCUUUUUUAUUCCCGAAUCUCCUCGGUGGUUAGUACUCCAUGAGCGCCGCGAAGAGGCCGAGAAGUCGCUCGCUUUUCUUCGUGGCGAUUCUCUCGACCCAGUGUUUCUCCAGGAGGAGUUCGUUGAGAUCAUCCGGGGGGUAGAGGAAGAGAAGUCGAACGCGUCUGGAUCUAGCAUAAUCGAUAUUUUCAAGGGCACUAAUCUACGUCGCACGAUGCUAUGCGUUGCCGUCGCGGUUUCACGCGCUUCUUCAGGCGUAUGGGUAUUCUUGUCUUACGGUACCUACUUUUACCAGCAAGCCGGAGUCGAUGAUGUCUUUAAAAUUGGUAUCUACUCUAUGGUUGUUCAGCUUGUCGGUGUCACGGCUGGCUUGUACUGCGCAUACAAAGUCUGGGGUCGUCGUACCAUGCUUCUUAUAGGGACCGGUUCGGCAGUCAUAGCCAUGGUUGGACCAGCAAUAGGAGCCACAAUCGCGCCCGGUACACCAGAAGCUGCAAGAGUAUUUCUCGCCUUUAACUUCUUUUACGUUAUUACAUACAGCGGCUUCGCUGGUUCAAUGACGUGGCCUAUAUCGGCGGAAGUGGUGAACUCAAGAUUGCGGGUGCUCACGUUAUCCUUUGCCACCGGUGUAGAUUAUGUAUUUGCUUUAACUGGGGUUGGGACUAUAUCCGACGUGUUUGCAACCACAACACAAGCCUCAACCAACAAUGUAUUGUCUACAGCUUUUCCAUGGCCCCCUUAUGCAGACUUAGAGUACGCCACGGCUUUGCCAAAGCCGUCUAAAACGGUAACGUACGCGCGACCUUACUCGGAACUUGGAUCGCUCGCCGGUCCUCAGAGAACUACAACGUGGGCGAGCGUAGCUAAUCCACUCGACCCAGACGAUGAGUUCGGCAACGUCGCUUGGUCAUCUCUUUGGGCCCCCUUUUCCGUGGAUCCCCCUCCAUUUACAACAACAGCUACGCCAACACCGGUCCCGAGCUCUCAGCUCAUAAAGCCUACGCCUCUACCUUUCUCAAUAGGCAAGGGCGAAACGGAUGAGUUCAAGUUUCCGAACGACUUCGACUGGGGGUUUGCCGGGGCCGCCAUGCAAGUCGAAGGUGCGACUAAGACUGAAGGAAGAGGUCCCUCGAUUAAUGAGCUCAUACUCGGCCGUGGACGACCAGGGGUCGUCGGUUCUGGCCCACCGGAUAUUGCAGUGUUGAAUUAUUAUUUAUAUAAGCAAGACAUCGCAAGACUCGCUGCCCUAGGAGUUAAGUCCUACAGCUUCAGUAUCGCUUGGUCGAGAAUCCUCCCGUUUGGGUAUCCUGGCUCUCCGGUAAAUCAAGAAGCGAUUUCCCACUAUGACGACCUUAUCAAUACGAUCCUAGAAUACGGCAUGGAACCGAUUGUCACCUUAAAUCACUUCGAUACGCCGUUACAUUACUUCAAUACUUCUUCCUGGCAGGGAUAUGACCAUCCCGAAUUUGUCGAAGGAUUCUUCAACUACGCGAAGAUUGUAUUGACGCACUAUUCUGAUCGAGUUGGUACUUGGAUAACUUUUAACGAGCCGAAUGUGGAUUCCGCUGUAGUCAAGAAUUGGAAUGCAAGCUACAAUAUUGUCAUGGCCCACGCUAAAACAGUUCAUUUCUAUCGAGACCAAAUUAAAGGGGGUGCCAAAUGGAGUAUUAAGUUGGCUUUUCCUUCUGGAUUUCCACUUCCACUGGACCCCCAAAACCCGGACGAUGUUGCACUCACUGAGAGACAGCUUGGUUUUUCUAUCGGUUAUAUCGCGAACCCAAUAUACUUGGGACUCCAAACUCCUUCCAGCGUCAUCGAAGCGUUGAAAUCCCGUGCGCCUAGCUAUACCGAAGAGGAACUACAGUAUGUCAAUGGUACUGCAGACUUCUUUGCCACGGACAUAUACACCGCGAGAUAUAUCACUGCCUUAGAUGAAGGGACAGAGGCGUGCAUUGAAUAUAGCUCGCACCCGAAUUUCCCGGCCUGUACAAAUAUUACCUCGGUACGAGGAAACUGGCAAAUAGGAGCAGGAAGUAAUGGCGAUGCCAAUACGUGGUACCAGCAUGCCCGUACUAUAUUCAAGUACUUGCAUACAAAAUAUCCGACUGCUGAUGGCAUCACCAUUGCUGAAUUUGGGUGGUCUACUUUUCACGAAGCCGAGAUGACUCAAGACCAAGCGCGAACGGAAUUCGCGUCAACACUUUUCUAUCUACCAAUUUUAAACGAGAUAUUAAAGUCGAUUUCCCAGGAUGGCGUGAAGUUUAAAGGAGCAUUCGGUUGGGCUUAUGUCGAUAAUUGGGAAUGGGGCCAAUAUAACGAUCACUUUGGGGUCCAAGCAUUCGACAACGUAACACUUGAGCGUACAUAUAAACGCUCUAUAUUCGAUUUCGUCGACUUUAUCAAGGCACAUAGUGAGUCUUGA
Molecule: messenger RNA, 3039 nt
Organism: Daldinia childiae
Lineage: Eukaryota; Fungi; Ascomycota; Sordariomycetes; Xylariales; Hypoxylaceae
Product: Beta-glucosidase 1B
Exons: 5
Coding region: 1-3039 (1012 amino acids)
Biological process (GO): carbohydrate metabolic process; transmembrane transport
Cellular component (GO): membrane
Molecular function (GO): beta-glucosidase activity; transmembrane transporter activity
Source: RefSeq, a predicted model, not a curated record